Merops nubicus (carmine bee-eater) is the source of this 1056-nucleotide messenger RNA. RefSeq names its product transmembrane protein 116 (gene TMEM116). Gene Ontology annotation, biological process: adenylate cyclase-activating G protein-coupled receptor signaling pathway. The annotation marks the transcript as partial. Gene Ontology annotation, molecular function: G protein-coupled receptor activity. Gene Ontology annotation, cellular component: plasma membrane. The transcript has 9 exons. Lineage: Eukaryota; Metazoa; Chordata; Aves; Coraciiformes; Meropidae. The record is from RefSeq and is a predicted model, not a curated record.
GGAAAUCGCUUAUCCCAGCGAGGCGGAGUGUUCCUGUUCCAACCUGUGCUUUGUUUUCUCAGUGUUAUAGGUUCCAGCUCAAUUAUUGCCUACGCCGUCUUUCAAAAUGCUGUGAGGUCCCCCGAGGUUCGGCCACUUUUCUACCUGAGCCUCUCUGACCUACUUCUGGGCAUGUGCUGGCUCGCUGGUGCCCUUCUCUAUAGCACACCAGCCUCCAAGCAGGACCUCAUCUGCUACAACCUGCAGGCAUCAGGACAAAUAUUCUACGUGGCCUCUUUUCUAUACACUGUCAACUACACCUGGCAUCUGUACAUGGACCUAAAGAUGAAAUACAAUCAGAACCUCUUCAGGAUGCCCCCCCAGGUUGUAGAUUAUGCAGGUUGCAUUGGCCGGGUAGCAACGAUCUCCUCUAGCCUGAUCCCCUUCCUCCUCAUGGUGCCUGUGUUUUGCCUGGGCAACAGCAGCAACUGCUACCAGAACUUCAGCCAGAAGCACGGAUGUCUCUUGAUGCACACAGAGAUGGCCGUGCCCACCAGCGACCCCCAGACCCUCAGCGGCUCCAUCUGCCGGGCGAUGCAUUUCUAUGGCAUCGGGGUCUUCCUCACCUCCUUCCUCAUCAGCUUUGUGGCCAUUCUGGUUAUACUCAGCCAAGCCAGAGGUUUGUACAAGAGGUUUGUGAACUCCACAGGAUUCCUGGGGGAUCAGCAGUGGGCCAUGAUUAAGAUGGUAGAACAACGAGUGGUGUUUUACCCUGCUGCAUUCCUCUGCUGCUGGGCCCCAGCUGUCCUCCUUGGAAUACUGAAGCUGAGUGUUUCCACAAACAGCAAAAUCUACAUGGCUCUUCUGAUUCUACAGGCUCUGACGGCAGCUUCCCAGGGGCUGCUGAACUGCCUGGUGUACGGCUGGACGCAGCACGGCUUCCUCUCCCUCAAACGCCGCGCCUGCCGGGACGUGGACACCCAGACCCCCCUGCUGCGCUCCCAGAAGAGGUUCUACGCCAGCACGCUGCCCGCCGCCCCCCCGGACACCGAGGGCUCCACGGCCACCCUGCUCUGA